AUUCUCUGGCUGCUGCUUCAGGCGGGAGUUGCAGUGGCAAUGUCAACUGUUUGCGAUUUCUAAGUCUACUCUAAAGUACAUUUUCCGUCAAAGUAUGGUGAAAUUUCGCUAUUCUUUUGUAUGAAUUCAGUCACACCUGUAUAUUUCGGGAGUCGGGACAUGUUAGGCCAUCUUCAAGAUUCGCCCAGUGGCUGGCUGGCUGGCUGUCAAAGUUAGCUGAAAGGAACCUGUUAACGAAGCAAAAUAUCAGAAAGGUGGCAAACCAAUUUCCUGAGAAGAUGAGAAAGAGAGAGUGGGGAGACAGAUUGAGACAGGUGGAGAAGCUGGCUCAUUCUUAUCAACAGAGCCCCCUCUCCUCCCAGUACCAACCCCGAUUGGCCCGGCCGUCCCAGCCCUCCCCAGUGUGGCAUCUUUUCCACCGGCAAAGCCCUGCCCUGGUCUUCGCACAGACCUGCAAAGAGGAUGUCCAUGUGUUUGCUCUCGAGCGAGAAGGUGGUGGUUGCAUGGGCCAGAGGAUCUACCUGGUGACCAGUUACACUGAGCUGUGGCACUACUACAGGACCUAUAGACGGUCACUUAUGCACUGCUAUGAGGUGAUCCCAGAGGGAGCUGUGUGUAAACUCUACUUUGACCUGGAGUUCCAGAGAGCAUGGAACCCUGGCCUCAAUGGGGAAACUAUGGUGGCUCGCUUAAUUCAGUAUGUGUGUAAGAAGCUGCAUGAGGCCUAUGGGUUGAAAUGCUCCAGCAGUGAUGUGCUGAAUUUGGACUCCAGCACAGAAGACAAGUUCAGCCGCCACCUGAUCUUCCAGCUCCCUAAUGCCACAUUCAGGGACAACAGUCAUGUUGGUCGUUUCAUUCAUGCUAUCCUUACACCGGUGAAAAACAGCAACCACCCAGAGGGGAGCUCUACCACCUGUACCAGUGAAGGUAUAGACCCACUCACUGCCAUGGAGUAUAUUCCCAACACGGACAGAGGCAUGCUGGGAAGUCCGCAGCCCAAGAGGCAAAAGCAUGGGGAGGAUGACCUCAGCUUUCUGUCGGUGAAAAACAAAGAGGGACAGAUUCAGCUGUUUGUUGACCUCGGGGUCUAUACCAAGAACAGAAACUUUAGGCUAUACAAGUCGUCAAAGCUGGGGAAGAAUGCAGCCCUCGUAGUUGCCGAGGACAACCAGUUUAUUCCAAAACCUGACAGGCAUCUUACUAUGGAGGAGAACAUCUUUCAGGCAUCUUUGAUCAGCAAUGUGAGUUACACAGGGCAAAGGAUUUUGACGUGGGACGCCUCCGAGUUGGGAAAUCCCAAAGGGCCUCGGCCAGAGGGCUCCUCCAGAGCACACGCCAGCCCAGAUUGUGUUGGAGGCUACCAGUACUCCCCCUACAGAGAAGUGGAUGACUUUGUGUUGACACUGGUGUGCAAAGAUAACAUCAAAGGAAGUAUACGGCAGUGGAACUACUUUGUGUCAGAGCAGCUGCUAGUCUAUGACAUUCUGCACUACCGCUGGUGCUACAACGUGGGGCGCUUUCACAAGAGCAACAACAUCAUGAUCCUAGUGGAUCUGAGAGAGGAGGUGUGGUAUCAGAAGUGCUACGACCCAGAGUGCAGGAGACAGAACUACAGAUCCUCCAAUUACCCACUGCCAGAAGAUAUCUGCAUCAGUCAUCUACUCAAAGAGGAAGAACUGACCACAGCUUUGACUGAUUGGUGUCACGUGACACACGUCAUUCAGGAUGAGGACCAGCUGUAUCUGGUGGAUGACGAAGGGAACAUUGAGCUCAGCCAGAGACCAUGUCCUGAGGCAUCACCAGAAGGGGGCAAACCGGAGAGCAGUGGCCAGGUGGGAGACAGCGCAGGCUGGGGAGACUGGGCUGAGGAUGACCCCUGUUACCUAGAGGCCCUGGAGGAGGUGGAGAGGAGCAGUGAGGAGGUGUCUGAUGAGCUGCUGCUCAUGGCAGCAGAUGAUUGGGAGAACAGCUCAUGACAACGGAGACAAGCCCAUGGGCACAGACUGAGAAACUGGGGCCAUACAAAUCCAGUCCGUUGUCUUUAUCUCUAUCAAAAAGAGUGACAAUGUUAUGGGGCAGAAACUUAUUUAAUGUUUAUUUAGAAGUGCAAUAACUGUUAAGCAAGUGUGAAUCAAUAAGUAAUAAGCUUGCAUCAAUAAUUCUGACAGAAUGUUGGAGAUUUUUCCAUUGGAGUGGUUUUAAAAUUCAUUUAAGUUGAUGAAAAAAUAUCACCACAUAACAUCUUAAGAGCACACGCAUAGAAUAGAGUGAAUUAAAAGAGGCCAGGCCAAUGUCAAAUACACACAAAAUAGUGUUUAUUUGGUAUACCUUGAAAUAUGGAAAUAUAUGCAUCUUACAUUUGUACAAAAAUGUGAUAGACCAAGACAUUAAAAUUUGACAUGUCCUUGUUCCAGGA
Molecule: messenger RNA, 2416 nt
Organism: Alosa alosa (allis shad)
Lineage: Eukaryota; Metazoa; Chordata; Actinopteri; Clupeiformes; Clupeidae
Gene: primpol
Product: primase and polymerase (DNA-directed)
Exons: 14
Coding region: 279-1976 (565 amino acids)
Biological process (GO): response to UV; error-prone translesion synthesis; replication fork processing
Cellular component (GO): nucleus; mitochondrial matrix
Molecular function (GO): DNA-directed DNA polymerase activity; chromatin binding
Source: RefSeq, a predicted model, not a curated record